AUGACCUCUUGUAUCUACUUUUGCGAUAAUAAGGGGAAAACAAUUCUUUCGAGGCGAUACCGCGACGAUAUCCCACCGUCAGCGAUUGAAAAGUUCCCGUCUCUGUUACUCGAAGCCGAGCAUGAGUCCAGCAUAAUUCCGCCGUGUUUGACGCACAAUGGCAUCCAGUACUUGUUUAUCCAGCACAACGAUAUCUAUAUUUUGACCAUGAGCAGCUCGCUUUCGGUCAACGUCGCACAAGUCUUUUCAUUUCUGUAUAAGCUCGUCGAUGUGCUUGCAGAAUAUGUCAAGGCUGUGGAAGAAGAGUCUAUUCGGGAUAAUUUCGUGAUCAUAUAUGAGCUAUUGGAUGAAAUGAUGGACUAUGGUGUUCCCCAAAUCACGGAGACAAAAAUGCUCAAGCAAUACAUUACUCAAAAGUCCUUUAAACUCAUAAAAUCCGCCAAGAAGUCCAAGAAUGUUGUACGGCCGCCAUCCGAGUUAACUAAAUCCGUCAGUUGGAGGCCAGAAGGAAUUGUUUACAAGAAAAACGAAGCCUUUCUGGAUGUGGUCGAAUCAAUCAACAUGCUCAUAUCCGCUAACGGUCAGGUCUUAAGGUCCGAGAUUCUGGGCAAAGUUAAAGUCAAGUCACAUCUUUCGGGCAUGCCAGACUUAAAACUCGGCCUCAACGAUAAGGGGAUUUUUACCAGCGGCGAUUCUGGUAGCAAAGCAGAGGCGAACCCCAGCAAAAAGGCCAACAUAGAGCUGGAAGAUCUCAAGUUUCAUCAGUGUGUCCGCUUAAGCAAAUUCGAAAAUGAGAAAAUCAUAACGUUUAUCCCACCAGAUGGUGACUUCGAGCUCAUGAACUACAGGCUGUCUUUACCUAUUAAACCUCUCAUUUGGUGCGAUACCAAGAUUCAGGUCCACUCGCAGUCAAGAAUCGAAAUUCACUGUCGAGCAAAGGCCCAGAUAAAGAAGAAGUCAACAGCCAACAACGUUGAGAUUCUAAUACCGGUGCCUGAAGAUGCAGAUUCACCUAAGUUCCGUUAUUCGCACGGCUCAUUAAAGUACGUCCCAGAGAAAAGCGCCAUUUUAUGGAGAAUAAAAAGUUUUAAUGGCGGGAAAGAAUACUCGUUUGCAGCACAAUUGGGAUUGCCGUCAAUGACAGAUGCGGAUGUGCCCAGAGUUAAGCGGCCUAUUCAAGUUAAAUUCCAAAUUCCCUAUUUCACGACAUCUGGAAUUCAGGUACGUUACCUCAAGGUUCAUGAGCCUAAACUGCAAUACCAGAGCUACCCUUGGGUCAGAUAUAUAACAGAGAGCGGUGACGACUACACCAUCAGAACAGCAUAA
This is a messenger RNA of Lachancea meyersii CBS 8951, 1326 nucleotides long. NCBI's taxonomy places the organism in Eukaryota, Fungi, Ascomycota, Saccharomycetes, Saccharomycetales, Saccharomycetaceae. The record is from the annotation of a GenBank genome assembly.